Lachancea sp. 'fantastica' is the source of this 1323-nucleotide messenger RNA. The record is from the annotation of a GenBank genome assembly. Lineage: Eukaryota; Fungi; Ascomycota; Saccharomycetes; Saccharomycetales; Saccharomycetaceae.
AUGGAGAAGUUCGAUAGACAGGUGCGCAUCUGGGGGACUCAUGGCCAGCAUAUAAUACAAACAAGUCAUGUAUGCGUUAUUGGCUCUUCGCCAGUCGCUUGUGAGAUAGUGAAGAACCUUGCUUUACCGGGCAUAGGGCGCCUCACUAUGGUCGCAGUGAACUCAACAGACUCAACAGACUCUCCAAAUGAACAAUUUUGGGACAUGAAUACAUGGAACGUGACGCAAAUCGACUGGAAUGCUGAAACGAUGAGCUCUGCCUGGUUUUGGAAAAGUUUCGAUCUAAUAAUUAUAACAACAGGAUGUAGUGACGUCCUAAAAGUAUUUCGACAAAUAAAGUCUCCGCCAUCCUUGCUUUGUGGUACCUUUGAGCGCAAUGGCUUUGUCACCUUCCUUUCUGGUGAACCACAUUUCGUUGUCGAAUCUCAUCAAAAACAUAGCAUACCAGACCUUCGAUUAGGGGCACUACGAGGUGACCUGUCACAGUUUUACUCGAGCUUCAAUAUAAGAGAAGAGUCCUUUCCAGACCUACCCUUUGCUGCUCUGCUUUACCAUGUCCGCGAAAAUGUGCUGAAAGAAAAAAAAUCACAUCAACCUAUUUGUCGGGACGACCUCAAACGACAGAUUAUUGCUCUCCAGAAGAAGGUGUCACCAAGCACUCAGACGCCAAAUUUUGUUGAGGCACUCCGAUUCUCGCACCUUGCCUCGGACUCUAUAGAAGCCCUACCAGAAAAUGUGAUUCGAUGUCUGGGGCUAAAAGACAAGCUUUGUCAGGUUCCUUUCAAUAGGGAUGUUCAGACGCUGUUGAGAGCUUUGUCUUUGUAUUUAAAAUCACCACAAAGUGAAGGUCAAUUACCUCUUUCCGGAGUUAUUCCAGAUAUGGAGUCGAACUAUGAAUUUUACACGGCCCUUCGCAAAGCUUACUCAGAUGCAGCUGCCAAAGAUGUCAAGCUUCUUAGUGAACAUGUACUUCAGGAAGGCGCGCCUAUUGCAGUUGAGAAAAUUGAAUCAUUUUGCAGAAACUGUCGCCACAUAGAUGUCAUCGAACCAGUGGGGAGUCUGAUAGAUCUUGAGACCUAUUUAAGCAAUGAAGUUACGGGUUCUGCUGAAAUUAUAAAAAGCGUAUUUCGAUCCGGUUUUUCAAAGAAGCCGGACGAAGAAGAGAGAAGGAAGUUCCACCCAUGCAUAUCCUUUGUAGCAGGAAUCGCGGCUCAAGAGGCGACUAAGGUGCUCACGCACCAAUUUUUGCCCCUUCACAACACUUUGGUUUACGAGGGAGAACGCGGCCACCUGAGUUCAAUCAAAAUCAAAUCAAACCAAUGA